Messenger RNA from Brugia pahangi, 750 nucleotides. The record is from the annotation of a GenBank genome assembly. Lineage: Eukaryota; Metazoa; Nematoda; Chromadorea; Rhabditida; Onchocercidae.
AUGCGAUUUUUGUCGUAUUUAUUGCUGAUGAUGAUGGCAGAGGUUGUUUUGACUAAGGAAGGUGUAAUUGCUGGUGGUGACAACACAUUGAACAACUCUGGCACUACAGCAAACAUUCGACAAUUGCAGUUACCCGAGUUCACAGAUCCUGUUAUUAUCGUUGGUGGUGGUUUGGCUGGUCUCUCUGCUACACUUGAGGCAAUACACGACGGCGCAAAUGUUAUUCUUGUCGAAGGUGAAAAGGAUUUGGGUGGUAACAGCCAAAAGGCAUCAAGCGGAAUAGCAGCUUGUAAUACGGAAGCACAACGUGUUAGGCAAAUACACGACUCAUCAGAACUGUUUUAUUCCGAUACGAUGUCAGCUGGAGAUCGCGAAAAUGAUCACAUAUUAGUUGACCAAUUAGUACGCCAUUCGCCCACUGCCGUACAAUUCCUCAUCGAUCAUGGGGUUAACUUAUCUGACAUAAACCUUUGUGGUGGACAUUCAGUUAAGAGAGUACACUGGAUACCGCAACCGAAGGAAGGCAAACCAGUAGCGGUUGGUGUCAGUAUUAUCAAAGCGCUGAAGGAAAAACUUCGCAUGCAUGAAAAAGACCAUCCAGAAAAAUGCUGGAAUUUAAAAAUAUUUUCGGUGCGCAUAUUAUUGGGGACCGAAGUAGUUGGGCUGGUCACAUGGAACGAUUUUGUGACCGGUGUGCGUAUUAAGAAUGGCAGCCAGAUUGGUAAUAUUUUUUAUUCAAAUUUAAAUUAA